CCGGUGCUCAAGUCCGCCUGGGCCGCCUGCUGCCGUCUGUCCUCAGGGCCGCGCUGGCUUUCGCGUCCCGCCUGAGGGGCGGCGGGUUGGGGCGCCAUGGACUACGCGUGGGACAGCUUCAGCAACAGCCUGUCCGGAGAGUUCCAGUCCAAAAUGCAUAUGUGAUACAUUUUGACAUUCACUGCUAAGAUGAAAUGCAGAAAUGAACACCACACACUCAUUUUAGUAUUCUGAGGUAUGAUUAGAUGUACUUUAUCAUGUUUUUAUGCUGCUGACCUAUAAGGGGGAAAAAAACGAUAAUAGGGUAACAGUUAAGUAACACCUAGGACCCGCAGCCUCAGUACUUCUGGAGUGACCUGAAACAUCACAAGGAGGGUUUUAUUACAGCAUAUUCACACCUCAUGUGAGCCCUCAGCCUGGGCUCAUACACAUUUCCUUCAUCAGAAGUUGUAACCAGGCACUCUACCUCCCAAGAUGGCCAACAGUCUCCCAACAGAGUUUGAUGUGGUUGUAAUAGGGACAGGUUUGCCCGAAUCCAUCCUUGCAGCUGCAUGUUCCAGAAGUGGUCAGAGGGUUCUGCAUCUUGACUCAAGAAGUUACUAUGGAGGAAACUGGGCUAGUUUCAGCUUUUCAGGAUUGCUCUCCUGGUUGAAGGAGUAUCAGCAGAACAGUGACAUUGGGGAAGAAGGUAGUACCGCAUGGCAAGACCUGAUCUAUGAAACAGAAGAAGCCAUCACUCUUUGCAGGAAGGAUGAAACCAUUCAACACACAGAAGUUUUCUGUUAUGCCAGUCAAGAUGUGAAUGAUAACAUUGAAGAGACUGAUGUUCUGCAGAAAAGUCCUUCCUGGGUCGCAUCUAGUACCCUCAUUAAACCUCUGGAUUCUGCGUGCUUAUCUGAAGAAACACAUCCGUUAUAUGUGAGUAGCUAUGAAAUGUCUGCCAAAGACACUACAAAAAACAAUGGAGAAGUAACUGAUGCAGCAGAAACCCUGGUGAAAGAAUAUUGUAGAUAUAAAACUUAUAAACACACAGUUUCAGAUGGAGCUAAAGACGAAACCAAACCUAUCUUGGAAGACAACAGUGAUCCACCAAAGAGAAAUAGGAUUACUUACUCUCAAAUAGUUAAAGAAGGCAGGAAGUUUAAUAUUGAUUUGGUGUCAAAGCUGCUUUAUUCUCAAGGAUUGCUAAUUGAUCUUUUAAUCAAAUCAAAUGUUAGUCAUUAUGCAGAAUUUAAAAAUGUCACUAGGAUUCUUGCAUUUCGAGAAGGAAAAGUAGAACAGGUGCCUUGUUCCAGAGCAGAUAUCUUUAAUAGCAAAGAUCUCACGAUGGUUGAAAAGAGGAUGCUAAUGAAAUUUCUUACAUUUUGUUUAGACUAUGAACAACAUCCUGAUGAAUACCAAGCUUUUGUGCAGUCCUCAUUUUCAGAGUACUUAAAAACCAAAAAAUUAACCCCCAACCUCCAGCAUUUUGUACUACACUCAAUUGCAAUGAUGUCGGAUUCACCUUGCACUACAAUAGAUGGCCUUAAAGCAACAAAGAACUUUCUUCAGUGUCUUGGACGGUUUGGCAACACUCCCUUUUUACUUCCCUUGUAUGGCCAAGGCGAAAUUCCCCAGUGUUUCUGCAGAAUGUGUGCAGUCUUUGGUGGAAUCUAUUGUCUUCGCCAUAAAGUACAAUGCCUUGUAGUUGACAAAGAAUCUGGAAGAUGUAAAGCAAUUAUAGAUCACUUUGGUCGAAGAAUAAGUGCUAAAUAUUUCAUUGUGGAGGAUAGUUACCUUUCUGAGGAAACAUGCUUAAAUGUGCAGUACAAGCAGAUCUCCAGGGCAGUGCUCAUUACGGACCAGUCUGUACUAAAGGCAGAGUCAGAUCAGCAGAUUUCCGUUUUGAUAGUGCCUCCAGUGGAACCAGGAGCAUGUGCUGUUCGCAUCACUGAAUUGUGUUCUUCAACCAUGACAUGCAUGAAAGACACCUAUCUGGUACAUCUGACCUGUUCAUCUUCUAAAACAGCAAGAGAAGACUUAGAAUCAGUGGUGAAGAAAUUAUUUACCCCAUAUGCUGAAACAGAGAUAGACAAGGAAGAACUUAAAAAGCCAAGACUCUUGUGGGCUCUUUAUUUUAAUAUGAGAGAUUCCUCAGGAGUCAGCAGAAGCUCAUAUAAUGGCUUGCCUUCCAAUGUUUAUGUCUGCACUGGGCCUGACUGUGGACUAGGAAGUGAGCAUGCAGUCAAGCAAGCUGAAACACUAUUCCGGGAGAUCUUUCCAAGUGAGGAAUUCUGCCCACCACCUCCAAAUCCAGAAGACAUUUUCUUUGAUGGUGAUGACAAGCAGCCAGAGCCUUCUGGAACCAGUAACAUAGUAAUGGCCAAACUAGAAUCCUCUGAGGGAAGCAAAAACCUAGAAAGCCCAGGAAAGCACCUUCAAAAUUAGAAAAAAAGCAAACUGGAAGUGCUAUUUUGGACCUUCAUCCUGGCAUCAGAAUAUUCUUAUUUAAAGGACAAUUUCCUAUAUGAGUGAUUAUAUAGUGAAUGCUAUGCAGAUGUUGUCUAUAAUUCUUCUUGAGACAUUGUCAUUGGAUGUCUUUGUAAACCUGUCAAUAACCGAUUUAUUGGUUAUUGGACUACUUUCUGUUUCAGAAUGGGGUCCAUGACCCAGAAGCUUAAACAGGACUAGCUUUAUUUUAGCACUGGAUGUGUAUGUGAGGAUUCCAUAAUAGCAGUGGUGCGUAAAGGAAGGUCAUAUUGUAUCUGCUACUGAUCUUCAGAUUUUAUUAUUGUCUACAGAACAAUAAUAUCUAAGGAAUAUUUUAACUAUUUUUGCAGCUUAUUACAGUUGCUACCACCUCUGAAUAGUGAAACACACACACAGUGGAAGUCUUAUGUGGGUCUUUUGUUUAUAAUAUAAACAUAUAAACAUAGUUGCAAUAGCAACUAAUGCAAGUGCCACUAUGAUAAAAUACUUUUGUCUGUAAUUGUUGAAAGAAUGGUUUUGCAUGAUCCUUUAUUUGUGAAGGUGAUGUUUACAGUACAUCCUACAGCUUAAUUCUCCUGCUUGACCCUUGUAACCAGUGAGACAGUGACGCCACCGUAGUCUUCUACAUUGCAAAAAGAGUCAGAGAGUUCAGUUAGUAAUUGAAGAGCUCAUUCUUGGGAGAUUUGGUCCAAAAAAAAUCUAGGGGAAAAGAUUAGUUCUAUUUUAAUAUUUCAGAAAAUUUCUGCAGAGCACUGCUCUGGCACCUAAAAGAAAAUAAUUUCUAAGUAACUGAGGCUAAAAGAAAAAAUAAAUUGCUCCAGGAAAAUAUAUUUUAGAAUGCCUGUUCUGAAAUUCUGAAGGAGAAACUGAGUGAAGCAUUUUUAACUUGGGAUUUCAGAUGGUUUUUAAUAGCCACUUGUAAAUAGAUUUCCCAAGGUUUCUUGAUGAAAGUGAAGUACUGUUUGGCUCCACCACUUGAAUUAGCAGCACUAACUACAGUUGACAGUAGUGAAUCAAAGGAGGAUUUACCAUGUCCCUCUGCUUGUGUCCCACCCCACAAAUAAUGAGGUAACCACCUUCAUAAUCAACUCCUACCGCUUAGCAUUAUCUUAGGAUAGAAAAUUUUUUUUUUCUUUCCCAAGAACCAUCAGAAGUCAUGAAAGCUGGUUGUACUCCAGGGGUGUAAGCUUGUGGAGCUGUCGGAGGUAAACUUCCCUCCCUUCCAGUCCCUGUUCCCAUUCCUCAGACAGAGAAUUAUAAUCCCAUAGGAAGUGAGCCCUUUAAUUACAGUUUUUGUCCUGAACAAAGCAUUUACAAUGUGCUAGGCACUUACUGUGCUCUCUCAUUACAGUUUCUCAGCAACUCUGUCAGGCAGAUAUUAUUGAAUACAUUUUCAAAGAGGAAAUAAAGACUUAAUAAUUUGCUCUGAGUCUGGCUUGUUGAAGAGCCAACACUGGAAUCUAGGCUUUCAUGAUUUCAAAAUCUUUCCACUAACCUUAACUAUUAGAAGAGUGUAGGUACUGUAGGAGAACGAAAAGAUGCUCAUGAAAACCAGUCUAGCAUUGCUAGUGAAGCAGAGUAGACAGACGUCUCAACUUACUGAGUCAGAGAAAUAUGAAAAUAAAGGUUAAUUGAAAGUAAGUAUAAUUUAGCACUGUGGAGCUCAUUAAAGCAGAAUUUGUCUAAGUUUUAACAAAGUAAUGCUUUUUAAUGUAUCUUUUGAUUUGAACAUUGUGUUGUAAAAAAGUAACAUGUUACUAGACCAAAGUAUGCUCUAUGAAUAGUCUCUUGUUGCUCCUCUAUAUGUGAAAAAAAAUGAAACAAGAAAGAUUUAAGUAACUUUCAGCUUACUGGAAAUAGAGAAGCCAUGAGUUGGUAUAUAUAUAUAUAUAUAUGUCUUUUGAAUAUAGCAAAGUGGUAUUAUUGGGUGGAUUCUAAGGUAUAAACCUAUCAAAACAACUGAAAAGUCUGAAGUAGACCUAAAAAUUAGUUACUAAAAUGAAAAUUCAAGAUGAUAUAUAAAAUGGAGGUGAAGGUAAUGCAGACCUAUUGAAAAAAACUUCAAUUUCAACAUCAUGAAUAUUUUUAUUCAGAAGAAUUUGAGAAAAAAGACAUUGAGAAGUUGCAAAAGAUGGUAGAGCCAAAGAUAAUGGAAACAGGAAAAAUGUUAAGACUAGAUUAAAAUAAGUGUUUUUUAAAAAGUAACAAUAUGAAUAUAUUACAUUCCUAGUUGAAUGUGAAUAAGUUGGAAAUUUAAAAAAAUAUAACCAAUAAAAAGCAUUUUAAAAAUUAGGGGAUAUUAUAACCUAGUAUAAUUUUCUGAUAAGUUGAAGUUUUACCCUAAUAGGCUUACUGGUGAACUUUUUCAAAUAUUCAAAGGAUAAAUAAUAUCUAUGUAUCAGAAAGAUGAUAUGCCAAUAUUUGCAUUUUGAGGCAAAUUUGGCCUCAAUACUAGAAGUCAAAAUAUUUUGAAAAGGGUCUCAUUCUGAACAGAUGCAAAAUGCAAAAUACUAGCAAAUACUAUACAACAUGAAAAUUUUCUAUGACCCAGGGUUAUAAGGUUGGUGUUCAAUAGCAUAAUCAUCAAAUCUAUAUCAACAGAACAAAAUAGUAAAUAAUCCAAAGUAUUAACUACAGAUAACUUUAAAAAUAUUAGUAAAAUUUAUCAUUUAUUUAAUUAUCUCUGGUAAUGAUUUUGUUGGUUUCUCAUUGUGAUAAGUAAUACUUAAAAUGAAGAACUAACAUCAUUCCUACUAGGAAAACAUAGGAAACAUUUCUCAAGCAGAAAUUAAAUAAUCUUGGCACUGUUUUUAUUUAUAUAUGGUCAAAAAACCUUGUCAUUGUAAUAAAACCUUAGUAAGCAUUCAUAAAUGAGAAAGAUAAGAGAAAGCACAAAUAUUUUCUAUUAACAUGGUUUUUUAACUAGUGAAACCUAUAGGAUAAGUGUACUGACAAUAAAAGACUGAUCCAGGAAGUUUUAAAGAUUAAUUUUAAAAAUUAAUCUUAUUUCUAGAUUCCAACAGUGAUGAACUACAGUUUAAAAUGUUUGUGUAUUAAUACAUGCAAGUACUUAAAGUUACACAACUAUAUUGGGAUAAAUUAAGAAAGAUGCUUAUAUAGAAGUGAGUUGAAGGAACCAUAUCCUAGUAUAGUGGAAAACAAGUAAAUAGGGACUCUGAAAACCAAAGUUAUAGUCCUCACUUUGCUGUUUACCAGUUGUGUAAUCUUGGGAAAAUCAUACCUGGCUUCCAUUUCACCAUAUGUAAAACAGAAAUACUGCUUCGCAGAAUUAUUGUGGGGAUUAAAUCAAUGUAAAUGAAAUUGUGUCCAAAGGACUGAUGUUAGUAUGUAGAUUUACCACAUUUCCACUUACCAUUAAACUGGACGUUUUAUAUAAUUUGACAGAAUUGUGAUAAGUUAAUUAGGAAAAUAAACAAAGAUAUGUCUUUUUAACUUAGGAGAAAAAGGGGGAAGUACAUCUUUCUAAAUACACUAUGGUAUUGAGUAGAAAGUUUAAGACUAAUAACCCAGUUGGAAAGAAAUAUAUAGUAACUACUGGAGGAAAGAUUAGCUGGACAUCAGUGUUAAAAAAGAAAUUAGAUCCACUUCACAUAUGAUAACAGUUAGUUCCAGAUGAACUAAAAUGUUAAGUAUAAAGGUAAAAAUAAAGACUGCAAUUCUCAUCCCAGUAAUUGUGCAAAAGAAACUUUAUGACAAUGAAAAUUAUGGACAAGGUAGAUGAGAUGAACUAAGCAAAAGGAAAAAUGUAUACUAGAUGGGAAGAAGACAAAAGAAGAGAUGGGAUAAAAGCUACUUGCUUUACACAGGGAUAAAGGACUCUAUUUUUUAAAAGGUAGAUGCAAAUCCAUAAAUCUUUGUGUGCUUAACUAGGCAAAUUUGAUUCGAGUUCAAAGGAGAAGAUGCAAAUAAGUCAAUUCUUAGAAUGGUAUUCAGAUUUCCUAAUAUUAAAAAUGCAAACUAAAGCAAUUUUGACCUAGUUCAUGCAAUUAGAUCAACAAAAAAUUUUAAAAUUGCAUGUAUCCUAAUACUAGUAGCAUUAUUUUUUUUUAAAGAGCUGUUUAGAAGAAUAUAAUAAGAGCUCUUUAAUCAAUUUGUCUUUUGAUAGAUUUAACUCACUCUGAAUAGCAUAUGUCCAGGAAAAUAUUUUAAAAGAAGAAAAAAGUUAUUUGUAUAAAGAUGUUUCUGGAGAUUCCAUUUGGGUUAAGAAAAAAAAAAAAGCCCAGUAAUUGGGAACUGGAUAAGUAAAUUUUCAUGUAUUGCUAUCGCUCUCAUAGACUGUUAUGUAGGCAUUAAAUAAUAUUGAUAUUUGUAAACACUUUAUGGAAAAAUGUUUAAAUGAGACUCAAAAACGUUAGAACAUAAAUUAUUGUAUUUACUGAUUGUAUUUGUGUAAAAAUUUAGGUCUACAUUGGAAAGAAUCAGAAGAAAAUACUGUAAUUGGAGUUUAACAUUAAGAGGUUCUUUUCUAUACAAUAUUGAUAUGUGCAAUGAAAAAUAAAGGAUUAAUUGGUAUAAUGGUU
Messenger RNA from Camelus dromedarius (Arabian camel), 7010 nucleotides. It is a transcript of the gene CHML, whose product is annotated as CHM like Rab escort protein. The transcript has 2 exons. Gene Ontology annotation, cellular component: cytoplasm; cytosol; Rab-protein geranylgeranyltransferase complex. Gene Ontology annotation, biological process: small GTPase-mediated signal transduction; protein geranylgeranylation; vesicle-mediated transport. Lineage: Eukaryota; Metazoa; Chordata; Mammalia; Artiodactyla; Camelidae. The record is from RefSeq and is a predicted model, not a curated record. Bases 475 to 2427 code for a protein of 650 amino acids. Gene Ontology annotation, molecular function: GDP-dissociation inhibitor activity.